GAAGCACAGAGAGGACAAGCAGAAUUGCUGCUAAUUUUCUUGCCGAAAAUGUCAGCCAAGGAGCAGCUCACGAAAGAGGUGAAGAAAUUGUUGGAUGAUUCUGAUAUGGUACCACAGGACAAGAAGCUGAUACAAUUAAAUGGAGUGUUAUAUCCAGCUGCUUUAUGCAGUGAGGAGAACUUUAAGGCUUUGGAAUCCUUUGAGGCAAGGGAGGAUGAUCUGAUGCUGGUUUCUUACCCUAAAUGCGGAACUACUUGGUCUUUAAAUUUACUAAAUGACAUGGUGCAAACAGUAUACAAUAAAGAUCCUCCAAACAUGAUUCAAAUCUUGGAAUUUGGAGCACCUAACAAAUAUGAGAAACUAAAUGAAGAACCGUCUCCAAGAGUUUUAGGAACACACUUGCAUUAUGAUAACAUUCCCCAGUCAUUUUUUAAUAAGAAAAUAAAGUUGCUGGUUGUAUUUCGUAAUCCAAAAGACACGGCAGUAUCGUUUUUUCAUUUUUAUAACAAAAAUCCAAUGCUUCCCAACUACAGCUCCUGGGAUACAUUUUUUGAAGACUUCAUUGGUGGAAAAGUUUGCUGGGGGUCAUAUUUUGAUCAUGCACUUGCGUGGAACAAACACAUUGACGAUGAAGAUGUUUUGCUAAUGACUUUUGAGGAAAUGAAAGAGGACCUGGAGGCAGCAGUAAAGAAAUUAUCGAAGUUCUGUGGGUUUUCUAUGACUGAUGAGCAAGUUCAGGAAGUGGCUAAGAAAGGCACAUUCACAGCCAUGAAAGAGAAAAUAUCUAAUAUUCAAAAGGAAUUUGCAGAUAUUUUUUUAAGAAAAGGUGAAGUUGGAGACUGGAAAAACCAUUUCUCAGAAGCUCAGAGCCAAGAAAUAGAUGCCAAGUUUGAAGCGUGUUUAGCAGGAACCAAACUAGGAGAAAUGCUGAAGUAUAAUGUGUAUUGCAAAUAGUCCAUUCUUGUGUGUGUAUGGGGGGUAGAAUGCAUUAAUCUAAAUUGUAAUAAACUUUUUUUUGAAAAUA
Molecule: messenger RNA, 1024 nt
Organism: Xenopus tropicalis (tropical clawed frog)
Lineage: Eukaryota; Metazoa; Chordata; Amphibia; Anura; Pipidae
Gene: sult6b1.3
Product: sulfotransferase family 6B member 1 gene 3
Molecular function (GO): sulfotransferase activity
Source: RefSeq, marked provisional